This is a messenger RNA of Pochonia chlamydosporia 170, 1236 nucleotides long. RefSeq names its product transposon I factor. The transcript has 2 exons. NCBI's taxonomy places the organism in Eukaryota, Fungi, Ascomycota, Sordariomycetes, Hypocreales, Clavicipitaceae. Gene Ontology annotation, molecular function: zinc ion binding; nucleic acid binding. Bases 1 to 1236 code for a protein of 411 amino acids. The record is from RefSeq and is a predicted model, not a curated record.
AUGCCGGAUUCCGCCGUGGUGGAGAUCAGGCAGGCGGGGAGGGUGAACCCCGCUGCGCCAAAACGAUCCACUCGUUUGGUGAGGCCGACCGUGAAGGCGAUGGAAAUAGGUCGACAGGAGAGUCGGUCACCAACGGACGUCGUCAAACGCACGACCAAGCGCGUCAGACGAGCUUCAUCUACCGAGGCGAGCUUGGAACCUGCCGAAAAUGUCGGAAGCGACGAAACAGCUCGAAGUCAAGGGGUGGAGGCAUUGCUCUUGCAGGUGUUGGAGGAACUGAAGAGCCAAAAUGGCAAACAGGAAGACUUGAUCAAGGAACUUCAGACGCAGCUGAGGGAACUAAAGGAACAUUUCAACCAUGAGACCAAGGAAACGCGAGACGAGCUCUACCACACCAAGGAAGCGUUGAAGCAAGGUCCGGGAACGGCUGGAGACCAUCUUGAAGUGCCCUGUCAUGACCUCAACACAAUCGAGUCCGCAACUGUCCUACGCAGACAUGGCACGAACGCCACCAACGAGCCAGCCAAGCAAUACGAAAAGGAAAGCCCAAAAGUAACAGCAGGCACAAUUCGAAGCGCUUUGCAAAAAGAGAUACGCACAACGGAGGACAACGCUAGUUGGCGGUGCCGUGCGGUCACGGUGGACCCGAAGAACCCGAAUCGUAUUAAGAUCGCCUGCAGAGACGAAUCCGAGCAUCAGAUGGUAAAACAGGCUAUGGAAACGACGAGACUGGCAGCUGGGGUUCGGGUGUUGCGUGACGAACUCUACCCGAUCAAGGUCGACAAUGUAAGGCGCACCGCGGUCUUGGACGAUGGUGGAGAGGUCCUGGCGGGUGCAGCAGAAACCUUUGGACAAGAGAACGAGGCCAAGGUUGCCAAGAUAGCCUGGUUGAGCAGGAGGGACGUGCCGAAAGCGUAUGGAUCGAUGGUGGUGUAUCUGAGCAAAGGAGCCGAUGCAAGAAGGCUGUUGGCGGAGGGAUUCUUCCACGCUGGCGGCGAGUCAGGUUACACAGGGGUAUUCGAGCGACGACCGCGACCAGAGCAGUGCUACAACUGUCAGGAAAUAGGGCACAAGGCGUUCCAAUGCAAGGGAAAGCAACGGUGUGCCAGAUGCGCCAAAGAAGGACAUCGACACGAGAACUGUCAUGAGGAGAUAAUGAAAUGUGUGCCGUGCGGUGGCCCACACGAAUCGUUCAGCAGACACUGUCCGAAGCCUUAUCCUACGCAGAAGGAGUAG